AUGCAACAAAUUCAAUCCCAGUAUGUUCAUAGUACUCCAUUGAGUACAAAUUCUCCUUCAUCAAGAUCAGUAGCUACAAAUACAUUGAAUGGAUUACUUCCAUUACAUCGUUUAUCUCAAACAUCAGCUAAUGCAUUAUCUUUACCACCAAAUCAGAGUCAAAAUCAAUCACGUCUUUUACUAAAUUUUAAUAAUCAAUUAAAACGAUCUAAAAAAAUAAAAUAUAUGUUAUUAAUUAUAAUUUUAACUGUGACUUUUGCUUUUCUUCUUAUAACAACAAUUGAAUUGUCAACAACACUUGUUAAAGAUAGAAGAGAAAAAGAUUUAUCAUUAUCUGUGGAUAAAAUAUCAAAUUUAACUCGAAUUACUAAUGAAACAAAAUCAGAAGAAGAAAAAACUUCUCCUAUUCGUUCAUUCUUCGCAUUUAUAUGGCUUUUUAAUGUUUUUCUAUUUUUAAUUUGUUUAUUUACACAUUUAUUUCUAUAUCGAAAACAUUCACAACGUGGUCGAGCAAAAGCAGCUUUUCUUAGAGAAUGUGUUCAAAUAUUUGACAAUGAAAAAUGUUCAGCAAAUAAUAAAUUCGUUGAUUAUUUAAUAAAAACAUGUUUAUUAUGUAUCCUAUGGUAUUUAUCUUGUUAUUUAAUAUUUCGUUCAAUGGCUAUACUUAUAUCUUCUCAGAUAAUAAUAUUAAUUUCAAUUAAAAUAACAUUACGACAAAUUCUUGGAUGGAUUUUUUUACAUGAACAAUUUAUUGGACAUAAAAUAAUAGCUCAUAUACUUGCUUUAUCAGCUUUACUUUUUCUUAGUCAUGAUAAUGGAUUUCGUUUUAAUAAAUCUCUGUUUGCUUUAUCAAUGGUUACUUGUGCUGUUGCAAUGAAAACUAUUUUUGAUAUUCUUAUGACUGGUUUUAUUAAAAGUUUAACAAAUUCAAAAUAUCGAACAGUAAUGAUUAAUGUAUGUUUAUGUGGAACAUGUUUUCUUUGGCCAUUGGUUUUCAUUUUUCAUGUAACUCGAAUUGAACCAAUUUAUAGUCAUCAUUUUUAUUCAUUUCUUACCAUAAUUGCAUUUAUUAGUGCACUUCUAUUUAAUGUAUUGACAAUAACAAUUUCGCUUAAAUCUACAUCAUUGGCUAAUGUGGCUGCUUUUAUUCUUGUUAUUCCUUCGAUAUCACUAAUUGAUCGUUAUUUGUUAAAUAUAAAAUAUUCUCCAUUAUUUAUAUUGUCUAUAGUAUGUUCAUUAUCGAGUGUUCUUCUUUCAAUGAUACCAAAAGAAGGGUUUCAAUCAAGUGAAAGAAUUAAAAUGAAACAAGCAUUAGGUUUAAUUAAUAAAGAAUCGAAUACAAAUGUUGCUGCUGGUUUAUUACCUAGUGGUGGAACAACGACAAGGACAUCUUCAGCAUUUCAAGAAAUAAAAGCACAACGACUAAUACGAAAUGCUUUUUUAUUCAACGAGAGUAAAACUUGA
Rotaria sordida is the source of this 1464-nucleotide messenger RNA. NCBI's taxonomy places the organism in Eukaryota, Metazoa, Rotifera, Eurotatoria, Philodinida, Philodinidae. The record is from the annotation of a GenBank genome assembly.